AUGGAGCCUCCACCAGACAACCUCGCCCAGGAGGAGCCCGGUGGCGUCGAAACCGCCGCCGCAGAUGCUGUUGAAGACAUUCCGCCGCAAGCUACAGGCAAGCGGCGCAAGCGCAAGCGCAAGCGUCGAGCCUCUUGCCCCAGCACUUCUGCUGCCUCUGACGUCGCGUCCGCACCAGAAGACCACACAGCCAGCAAACGAGCGAAGAUCUCACAUGGAUCUCAUGAAAUGGCACCUCCCGCCUCUGACAUACCACCUCCUGUCCAACAAGCUCAGCUAGCACCAUCCAAGGAAUCUGCAACCCCGUCCUCCGACAGAGUCAAAAGGUCACCUCUCCCCCAGCAAACUAUUUCGUACCCUGGAACUAUCAUCAUUGACGAGGAAGACGCUUCUAUCGAAGAGGGCCGACGAGUGUGCAAGCUCCACGAGCCAGAUGGACAGAUAUACAUGUUCACAGAUGGGUCGACGUGUCCAGGCGAGGGGUCUGGGAUCGGCAUCGUGUACCGUUGCGACACGAGGACGGACGACUGGGCGGAGAUUUCGCAGAGCCUCCCCGACACCAACGACUCCUGCAUAACCGAAGCAAAAGCUCUGGCAGUGGGAAUCCAGUUCUUCAGCAUGGAUUUCGGAGCAGAUCCUGCUAUCAAGGGGUUGACCGUGCUGCUGGACUCGGCGACGGUUCUGGGAUCACUUAUGAACUACGAUGUCGACAAACGUCGUGGAACUGAUGGUCCAGAGAAAUUGGCAUGGCACGUGCAACAGAUUCAUAAGCAGACGGAAAUUAUUGUCAGCAUGGGCAAGACAGUCACCCUUCGAUGGGUCAAGGCGCAUGGAAAGGGCGACAAAAGGGUGGAGGGAAAUGCUAGGGCUGACGAGCUGGCCAAGGCUGCUAAUCCCUGGAAGGAGAAGAAAAAGAGGAACAAGGUGGAGCGUAUGCUUGAGCUUGCAAAAGCUGCCGCACAGAGGGCCAAGAAGGGUAUUCAAGGCAUGACGCUAUGA
Molecule: messenger RNA, 999 nt
Organism: Lasiodiplodia theobromae
Lineage: Eukaryota; Fungi; Ascomycota; Dothideomycetes; Botryosphaeriales; Botryosphaeriaceae
Exons: 2
Coding region: 1-999 (332 amino acids)
Molecular function (GO): RNA-DNA hybrid ribonuclease activity; nucleic acid binding
Source: RefSeq, a predicted model, not a curated record